AUGAAUUACCAAGCAGUAACAUCCGAUGAAGAACUGGUUCACCAACCGAAUCGAGAUAGAAAAACUGUCAACAACAUUUUGGGUUGGUAUUUAUAUUGUUUUUCAAGCGAACCCUUUAUAGUUUCUGCUGUUUCCACUUAUGUUCCACUGCUGCUUGAGCAAUUUGCACGUAUGAACGGUGUGUCCGUGGACGACCAUUCGCUGAACUGUGUGAAUCCUAACCAAAAAUGUGUGCUGGGCGUUUUGAACAACUCAUUUUACAUUGACACCGCGAGUUUUGCACUGUACACGUUCUCCAUUAGCGUUCUUUUCCAAGCAGUGCUGGUAAUCUCUGUUUCCGGGCUAGUCGACAUGUGGAGCUCUGUUAAACUCAGGGCAAAUGUCAUGCUGGCGUUCGGAGUCGUUGGGGGCGUCUCAACUAUGGCCAUAUCGCAGCUGGACACCUCCCAGUAUUACUCUUUAGCAGUGCUAGCGGUGAUCUCUAACUGUUGCUACGGUGUGGUGAAUGUGGUCGGCAAUUCUUUACUACCGGUAUUCACACGCGACCUAAUUCAGUACAACUCGGCUCACAAAAAGGACGACCACGAAGUAACCACCUCUGUCACCAGUGGAAGAGGCUCCGGACUAGGUUACAUUGCUGCUCUUGUAGUCCAAAUUGGGUCAAUCCUACUGAUCAAAAUGAGUAAAACUCACGAUAACAUUCAAGUCGCGGUGCUCUUAGUGGGCGUCUGGUGGCUUGUAUGGCAGCUCCCUCUUGUGUGGCUUUUGCAGGACAUCUUGCCACCUCUAGUCGAGACUCGCGAUAUGCAAAUAUCUUCUUCCAUCCAAUAUUUGGCAUUCGGUUGGCGGUCGUUGUUUGAGGCGCUCAAGCAUGCCUCUCUUUUGAAGGACGUUGUCAUAUUUUUAAUCGGCUGGUUUAUUGUCUCUGAUUCUGUUACGACAAUCAACUCAACCGCUAUACUUUUCGCGAAGACUGACCUAGGAAUGGGGACUAUGGGGCUCAUAACUGUUAGCAUUCUAUCGCUUCUUAGCGGAAUCAUAGGAGCGUUUUUAAUACCUCAGAUUCUAGCCUCGCAUUUUAAACUGUCCCAGCAAGGCAUGAUGAUCACUAUUAUUUGCUGGGCUGGUUUCAUUCCGCUUUACGGAACUCUGGGAUUCUUUUUUGACUCAUUCGGUUUAAAACAUACUGGUGAAAUGUAUGUUUUGGCGGUCUGGUACGGUCUUGCUAUGGGUGGACUGUCAGCAGUUUCUCGUUCGGUUUUCAGUUUGAUUAUACCUAGCGGCAAAGAAUCCACCUUUUUCAGCCUCUUCAGCGUCACUGACAAAGGUUCUUCCAUCAUUGGUCCAUUCCUUGCUGGUUUCAUCACUGACAGAACCCAUAACAUCAGGUACUCCUUCUAUUUGCUACUCUUCCUGCUUCUUGUUUCGUUACCUGUCUUCAAAAUGCUUGAUGUCAAGAGAGGUAAGAAAGAAGCAGAAGAACUGGGGAAUAUACAGAUCCUAAAUGACUAA
Lachancea meyersii CBS 8951 is the source of this 1512-nucleotide messenger RNA. The record is from the annotation of a GenBank genome assembly. NCBI's taxonomy places the organism in Eukaryota, Fungi, Ascomycota, Saccharomycetes, Saccharomycetales, Saccharomycetaceae.